Messenger RNA from Saccostrea cuccullata (small rock oyster), 1439 nucleotides. Its product is annotated as general transcription factor IIH subunit 3-like. Bases 113 to 1021 code for a protein of 302 amino acids. The record is from RefSeq and is a predicted model, not a curated record. The transcript is spliced from 12 exons. Gene Ontology annotation, biological process: nucleotide-excision repair; regulation of DNA-templated transcription. Gene Ontology annotation, cellular component: transcription factor TFIIH holo complex; transcription factor TFIIH core complex. NCBI's taxonomy places the organism in Eukaryota, Metazoa, Mollusca, Bivalvia, Ostreida, Ostreidae.
GUUUGAAGCAUUCUAUGUUGUAAUUUUUCCGAAUGAAUCAUGGAACGAGUUGAUAUGAAAUUCUCCAAAACGAAAGUUAAACAUGUGUCUAAACUUUUGAGUCGCUUUAAAAAUGACAGAAAAUGUGAAGAGUCAGUUGAUAAUCAUUCUUGACACAAAUCCAGUAUGGUGGGGUCAGAAACCAUCAUCUCAUUCCAAGGCUCAGCAGAAGAUGACAUUGACAGAGUGUUUGAAUUCUGUAAUGGUGUUUGCACAUUCACACAUAAUGAUGAACCAUUCCAACAAACUGGCCAUACUAGCAGCCCAUUCAGAUCAAAGUGUGUUUCUGUAUCCUAAAAAUGAAGCAUCGAAUCCUGGAAUGUCGGAGGAGAAUGGUACAACAGAAGGGAAUGAUGGGAAAUACGAAUUGUUUACUCAGGUUGACAAACAAAUAAAAGAGGGAAUACAAAGUCUUAUUGAUAACUGUAUGAAUGGACAGCUCUACCCAGACUCUCUGAUAGCUGGAGCCAUGACUAUGGCACUGUGUUAUAUCAACAAAACAGAGAAAAGUCAUGAGGAAUCAGGAAUUAUUUCAAGUCGAAUUCUGGUGAUAAAGGGAUCUGAGGACAACACAGAGCAGUAUAUGAAUUUGAUGAAUGCUGUGUUUACAGCCCAGAAACAGAAUGUGGUAAUUGAUGCUUGUAUUCUGGACAAUGAUUCCGGUCUGUUACAGCAGGCAUGUGAUAUAACGGGAGGCAUUUAUCUGAAGAUUCCUCAGAUGAAAGGACUACUGCAGUACCUACUGUGGGUAUUCCUCCCAGACCCCCUGGAAAGAUCUAAACUGACCUUACCCCCAAAAGUCCAAGUGGACUACAGAGCUGCCUGUUUCUGCCAUAGAAAUCUCAUAGACAUUGGAUAUGUGUGCUCCGUCUGUCUUUCUAUAUUUUGUGCAUUCAGUCCAAUAUGCGGAACUUGUCAAACAACAUUCAAGAUUUUUGGACCUCCAAAAGGUGUGAAGAAGAAAUCCAAAAAGCCACUGUGAUAUUGUUAACUAUAUUUACUGUCAAAGAUUAUUCAAUGUGUUCAAAGUAUGACAAAUUGCAGUUUUAUACACUGUAUUUAAAGGUGACCUGAGUCAUUCAGAUGACUUUUUGCUAAAACGUGUCCAUAUAUUUCACAUGCAGUGUGCACUAAUACAUAUAAAAUUCUGUACUGAAGGAGGCUAGUUCAUGAAUAUAUAAUGAUGCCAUCUUUACCAUAUUUGACACUUUGGUACGAGAAAGUGAUUGUUUGGCACAAUAUGAAAAAUUCACUCUCAAUUAAAUUAUUGAUUUUAGCUGCUCAUGAUAUUUAGGUUACUGCCAAUGUCCUUAGUAUAUUAUUAUUUUGUACAUAUUUGUGUCAUAUGUGUGUAUUUUUUUUAUAGCUGUGUAUGUAUAUAAAUUUUGUGUCAACAGUGA